AUGAUUCUGUCUACGAAGAUAUCUACUCGCUUUGCUCCUAUUCUUAGCCUCCGCCGCUGCUCUCGCCCCCACGCCACUUGCCUUCAACCUACUGUUGAUCGUGCCGAACUUGACUCGAUCCAGCACCAGCUCGAUCUGAAAUCUCCUGUCGACACUCUGGCAUGUCUUCUCAUAAAUGAUUCUCGCCCGCUGUAUCGACAGGCGCACCUAUCUUCACUAGUCAAGAAUGCUCUGAGAAUUGACUUUCCCAUCAACGGCCAAAUGCUCGAUAGCGAUCAGUUUCGAAAACAUAUGGCUGUCAAGUGGAACGAUAAGUAUCGCCGAAGACUCAUGAGGGAGCAAUUCCUGAGAUGUCAAACUGUUCAACAUGUCAUGCGCGUUCUCGCUGUAGCUUUGCAGCAUAAAGAGACCACCCGUGAGUUGGCCUCCAUGGAAACUUGCAUCGUGAGAGCUCUUUAUCGUGCCCGAGACACCACAACCGACCACAAAAUUUUCGGUGCCAUAACAACAAUCAUUUGUCGUUUCCGAAAAGUCAACAUACCAAUUGGCCGCCACCUCUUGGCCGUCGGUAUCAAAUUUGCUGCCCGUACACGCAGCCUGCCUGGUAUGAAAAGAUACCUGAAGCUGCAUGUCGAACUGGACUUCCCCAUCGCCAAAACUUUGUUCAGGGCCAUCAUCGCCAAGUUUAGUGUCGGAAGUAAUGGGUAUGGUGAGAUACGAAAUGGUAGAUGGUCACGUCGCGAUCUGCUGCAAGUCCUUCUUGGCUUCGAAGACACUGCUCCAGAGGACCAACAUCACCUAGGUCUAUUUCUCGAUCGAAGUGAAUGGUCUGGGUUGUAUGGAUGGCUUGUGGUGUUGUCUCGCUGCAGAGCAUCCGACGAGAUUUGGAAAGAGUGGAUAUUGUGGCAGGGCAAUCCCAUGCGUCUGAGCACCGGCAAGGUGGUAUCUUCACUCAGCGAAUGUGAAGCUAAACUCAGAGGCGACUACUCAUUUAUCGAGAUGAUGGCCGACUCGGGAGACACCCGCCGAGCUUGGGAGAUGCUUCGCGACAGUGGCAUAUCGUUCGGGGAUUGUCGGCGUCGACUGAGGCAUAAACUUCUGCGAGACAUACAGUAUGCAACCCUGUGGGACUCUCAUAUUUCUACCGACUUGCUUGAGCAGUACGAUUUAGAGCUGAAGAAGGUGGAAAAUGCAUUAGGCGUGGAAUGGAUUGAUCUGGGUGCCGACCAAGGGUACCACAGACCUACCAAUAACAUGCAACAAUCCCUCGAGUUUCUCUCGUCGCCUUUCUUCAAGCCAGAACCAGACUUUGGGUACCCCCUGGAUCUCAGCGCAGAAGAGAUCAAACAACAGCAUCAGCUGAUGAAAGAAUACGCCGAGGACAUGCCAAUAUAUACUCCAAAAACCUCUCGCAAACCUACAACACAUGAUCACAACUCAACGCCCUAA
This is a messenger RNA of Aureobasidium namibiae CBS 147.97, 1449 nucleotides long. RefSeq lists its product as uncharacterized. NCBI's taxonomy places the organism in Eukaryota, Fungi, Ascomycota, Dothideomycetes, Dothideales, Saccotheciaceae. The transcript has 3 exons. The coding region runs from base 1 to 1449 and encodes 482 amino acids. The record is from RefSeq and is a predicted model, not a curated record.